Anneissia japonica is the source of this 740-nucleotide messenger RNA. RefSeq lists its product as uncharacterized. Lineage: Eukaryota; Metazoa; Echinodermata; Crinoidea; Comatulida; Comatulidae. The transcript has 2 exons. The record is from RefSeq and is a predicted model, not a curated record. Bases 27 to 716 code for a protein of 229 amino acids.
GGGCCAGUAAUAAUAUUGUUGAACCAAUGGAAGUGGAUGAUACAAGUGACAACAGCAGUCAGCAGGACAUUGUACAACCAGAUGAUGAUAUUGGAGACCCACAAAGACCUGCAAACAAGAACAAAAAAAAGAAUGUUCUUCCACCUUGUGGUCUGUGGUGCAAAAAGCAGUGCAGGGAAAAAAUAAGUAACGAAGAAAGAAACACAAUAAACGAAGAGUAUUGGAGAUUGACGUUGGAACAGCAGAGGGUAUGGCUACUCAGUCAUGUAGAAUCGUCUGCACCAAAGAGGAGGGAUCCUAAUAGCAUAAAUCCACGAAAACACACCUACAAAUAUUCCAUGAUUACCGAAGAAAAACAAACUGUGCAAGUAUGCCGUACAUUCUUCUUAUCAACAUUGGGGUUUAAACAUACAAGCAACUGUGUAAUUACUUGGCUUUUUAAACUUAUUGAUGGAAAGGGGAUUGGCGUAUAUGCUCCUAAAGAUAACCGAGGUCGACAUGGAAAUAAUCCUCACAAACUCACUGAAGAGAAGAAACAAUUAAUAAACAAUCACAUCAAAUCUUACCACCCAUGCAUUUCUCAUUAUCGUAGGGAACAUGCUCCCAAUCGCUUGUACUUGCCACCAGAUGUAACCAUCACGAUGAUGUACGAAGACUUUUCUGAAAAAAAUCCUGGCAUUUGUAAAUAUCAAAGCAAGCUACCGAAAAUUAGUUAAAGAUUUAAAUAUUAGCUUUGUUCG